Messenger RNA from Lethenteron reissneri (Far Eastern brook lamprey), 6300 nucleotides. Its product is annotated as NIPA-like protein 2. Gene Ontology annotation, cellular component: membrane. Gene Ontology annotation, molecular function: magnesium ion transmembrane transporter activity. Lineage: Eukaryota; Metazoa; Chordata; Hyperoartia; Petromyzontiformes; Petromyzontidae. Gene Ontology annotation, biological process: magnesium ion transport. The record is from RefSeq and is a predicted model, not a curated record.
GGGCGGCGGGGACGAGGCCUAGUGUGGUGAUAGCCGGCCGGGCAGGCGGGCGGGCAGGCGGGCUGACUGCCACCGCUGUCUCUCUCUCUCUCUCGUUGUUAGCAAGUUGGCACGCGUUGGAGGGGGUUGUUUCAUUGUUUUAUUCUCAAAGCUGAAGGUUCUUAAACGAUUUUAAAGUUCCCACGUCCGGGCGAUGACGGGGGAGGCCGCGGAGGCGCCCACACCGACCGCGCCCGCGGACGAGUGGAACCAACUGAUCGGAUGUCUGCUCAUCGUGUGCUGUAACCUCCUUCUGAGCGGGGCGUUCUCUCUGCAGAAGAGCGUGCACGUGCGUGCCGGGCUGGGCAAGUGCGCUCACCCGUACGCCAAGAGCCCCGCGUGGCGCCUCGGUCUGGUGCUCAUGGUCCUGGGCGAGACGGGAAGCUUCGUCGCGUACGGGUUUGCGCCCAUCAUCCUGCUGGCGCCCGUCGCCGCCAUCUCCAUCGUGGCGAGCAGCGUGCUGGGGGCUGUGUUCAUGAAGGAAUGCGUGCGACCCUUCGACGCAGCUGGCCCGGUGGUGGUGGUGGUUGGCGUGUACCUCAUUGGCGCCUUCACGCCUAACACUGCGCUGGAGCUAUCUGCCACGGUGAUGGUGCAACGCCUCGUGGGCUGGCAGUGCCUCCUCUAUGUGUCAGUGGAGAUGGUUGCCUUCAGCCUGCUGCUGUAUUUUUACCGACACCGCGAGGUGCAGAGCGUGCUGAUGGUGCUGGCGCUCGCCGCCCUUCUCGGCUCCGUGGCCGUGAUCUCCAUGCAGGGCGUGGCAGGAAUGCUCGUGUUGUCCGUGGCGGGGAGCAUGCAGCUCACCUACCCCAUCUUCUACGUGCUGCUCGUCACUAUGAUGAGCUCCGCCUUCUUCCAGGCUGACUUCCUGUGGCAGGCGACGGAGCAGUUCGGCUCCACUCGCGUCAUCCCCAUCAACUACAUCUUCUCCACGAUCAGCUCUGUGGCUGCAGGUGGUAUCUUUUACCAGCAGUUUCACGGUGCAGCCCUUCUCAAUGUCCUCCUCUACAUCCUGGGGUGCCUGCUGUGCGCUCUGGGCGUGCUGCUCGUGACGCGAAACCGCGGCAAGACGCCAUCGCCGUUCCUCACGGCCGACUUCACCGGCGCGACCGCGGGCCUGGCUGCGGCGACCCCCGACCCCUUCGCCUUCUCGUACCGCACGCUCGUCAAGGAGGAGCGCGAACGGGAGCAGCAAAAGGCGGCGACGUCGCUGCCGCCCCCCGAGUCCGUGCUGCCCCCCACGGCGGGCGCCUACAGCUCCACGCGGCAUUGAGUGGGUUGGGGGCGGGGGGUGGCGGAGGUGUAAUCUUGGACGCGCUGUAGAAAUGUUUGCGACUGUCUGCUUUGCCGACUUGGCAGUGUGAGCGCUCAAGGCGGGUGGGGGGGGAGGCGGGCUGCAUUAGCAGUGGUGAAUGAGCGCAGGUCGGAAGCACGGCCUCGUUUCCGUCAUGAUCAUCGCUGCCUCUGUUAUGAUCAUCGCUGCCUUUGCCUACAUUCACCUUGGGUACGCUAGGCGGUCGCGGAAUUACAGCGUUGGGACGCAGAACCUGCAAAUUGGCCGAGUAACGACGCAUCAGCUCGUCGGUAAGCAUCGAAUGUUGCGCUCACGAUUACACGCGUCGGGUUGUUCGUAUCGAUUUUCUGCGUCCUAACCAAUGGGGUUAGCGUAACCCCUGCAGCCACUAGGGGUCGCUACACUCACUACAAUGGAUGUAAACAAAAAAACAGUGAAUGCGUGAAUGGAGUCGUGAGCCUCGACCGAGACAAUCGUGUCGAGAAGAGGAGCCGAUUGCUCGGUACUGAUCAUCGCACACGUGAACUCGAGCAUUUCUUGGGACUUUUAUCUUUCGUAAGAGUUCCUUUUUGCCGAGCAGAUUGGCACGAUUUGCACAAGAACCCAUCUCUUAUUCAUAUUCUUGAAGCUUUAAAUCAAAAUUUAACCCAUCUCUUCUUUGUAGUGUCUAAUUACAUCCGUACUGGUAAAUCCGUGGCUGUUGUAUCGCCCAGAUAACGAGGUAUAUAAAAGUAGGAUAAUAUUUUUAAGCUGUGGCCUGCCUCCGCACAGAAGAAUGGCCAUUGCCCAGGAAGUUAAAGCAACUCUUAAUUAAGGCCAAUCUACACGCUGCUGGCAUGAGUGUUGAUACAGCGCAGGUGUCCGCCGUUGUUCUGUACAGCUCUGCGAUGUGGUUUCCGGGUUGUGUUGUUUUGCCACGAUGUCAACCCAAAAACGCAUCGGAGAGCAAUGUCAAGGCAUUUUUUUUUUCAAUGACAAUGCACCGACGUCUUCCAGUCGCCAGCACCCGGGGGAAAAAAAAACAACGUCAAGGAAGCGCAUUUCGAAAGUUUUUGUUCGCAUUUUGAAUGUGGCCCCACGUGCUCUGCGUUGUAAGGCAGUGUUGUGGCUGACGACGACGACUGCGGUGAUGAUGGCCAGGAGCAGAGUUGGCUUCCCCCUCAUCCCCCUCCUUGAUACCAUUUGCGCGGUCGAGUCUCGGAAGCGCUGAAGGUUGUGGCCUGGGCACACGGCUUCAAUGCGAUCCAGGUGCCGUUAUACAGGGUUCCAUUAUUUUCAUUACUUGAGCGAGUGUGUGCGUGUGCGUGAGAGUGUGGGUAGGCGCCCACUGUCGGCACUUGCCCCAACAGUCUGUGAAAGACUAAUGGGGCAAUCUUUUGUAUUUUGCAUAAAAGCGGGGAGUCGUGGCGCAGUGGUUAGCGCACUGCGCUACGAACCCGGCGACCUCGGUUCGAUUCUCGACCACAGCUUCCGUCAGUGGCGAGUGAUAUCAGAACCGGGCCUGUUCCUCUCCUCGGUCGACUCAGCCUUCAAUGAGUACCCUGGUAGAGUGUGUAGACAACGUCCGCACUGGGGAGACAAAGGCGGCUGGGAGUGGUGCUUGCCACACCCCCCCCCCCCCCCCCCCGUUGUGUGCUGUCGUCCAUAACGGGGCCCGCUAGCAGCACAUGCCCAUCUUUUAAAGGCUAUACAAGGGAUCUCUGUGUGCAUAAUAGUGUGUGUGUGCGCGCGCGAGUGUGGUGCAGUGUAGUGUGUGCACGCACAUGUGAGAGUGCGGUGUGCGUGUGAGGUGAGCGAGGUUCUCUGCGUGCGUGUGUGCGUGCGUUUGUGCCUUCGUUAAUACGUGCGUGUAUUUUUGCACAGGUGAGCGAGCAUUACCGACCGCAGUGUGCUGACUAUUUUUUUAUCGUUUUUUGUUUUGGAUGUGGGGAAAGGUGGGGACAGUUCUGUCUUACGAGCCCCGACCCUCAAAUCCGGUCCCCAAUAAAAAAAAAAAUGCGGGGCAACGCAAGGGGGUGCCGUCGCCAUCGCCGGUUGGUGGCAUUCGAUCACGAACGGCUGCUGCGCACCGGCGCGGUUUACGCAAAUCGCCGACGGUGUUAUGUGCGAGCGUGAACGUGGACGCAGUGUUAACAUUUUACGUUCGUCGGGCGGAGAUCGCGUGUUUUUUUCGAGUCGACGUGCGAGGGGGAGGACGCGUGAUGAGGAAUGCAAAGGGGGGGGCGGUGGUGGGGCGUCCGCGUCGGAGAGUACGAGCGGCGAUGCCGGACGACGGGCGUCGUACAGAAACGCCGCUUCGGUUGCACUUGAGUGGCGCAGCUUUGAGCAGGAGUUGGGUGAACUCCGCGUUGGGUGUCCCGUGACUCGCGGCGGCGGCUGCAUUGAUUUGGAACGUGACGGAAAACGGUCGGGUAAAGGAUCGUCAGUCCGGCAAUGUGAUGUGGCGUAUGAGCGGGCCCACGUCUCGUGGUGCUAUACAGCCCACCGCGGGCUGAUCAAGAAACCCGUAGACUCGCAUGCAGACCUACGACUCGUAGGGAUCCCAAGAAUCAGACCCAUAGACUGACACAAACAACCAUAGACUUACAUAGAGACCCAUACAUUUACAUAGAAACCCUCAAGUGUGUAUUUAUGUAGUGUAUAAAUAUCACCACCGUCUCAAGACACUGUACAAUAACAUGGGGCAAUGUUAUAUUUAUCGAGUUGAUGGAGGCAGUCGGUCAUAGGCAGCGGAAUACGGGGAAGGUCUUGCGCCUUGACUUGAGCUGGGGCAAGGAAAUCGACAGCACGAAUGGCUGUGGGAAUGGAGUUUAAUACAAUGAGAGUUGAUUCUUAAGAGUUAAUGAGGCGCGCAUCAAAAUCCAAUGUUUACAAUUCAUUCGACGUAUAUGCAAACGGAGACCCUGCACGUCAACGGAGAGAUAUUGAGACAGCUGCGAGGCGGACACAACAAAGGAGUAUUUUUAAACACGAUGAACGCAAACCAUGUCUGGACAGAAUCGUAGCCCUGAAUCGACGAUGACGACGCACACCACUGUUAGGACUCCCACCAGAGCAGUUGUCCUGGGAAGCAGCGUGGACGUUGUUGCUCCCUUCUGAUAAAGAGAGCGCCAAUGCCCGUGCACACGCGUGCGCACACGCGUCGUCUGUUGAGUUGGCGAGGCCUUCCCCCUCGCUAACACUCGGGCUUUAAGGCGGUGACGGUGAUGUGUCCCAUCGGUCGUUACCAAAGUGUGGGAAAGUCUGGAACAAAAGUCACUCGGAAGGUACUCUGAGGUGGCUCUGUGGGAUCUGCUUCUGUGGGCCAUUGUUUAAUGAAUACUUAGUCCCAUGAGGUACUAUCAUUGUCACAAGACUAUUUCUGAGCUCUCCACUCAUUUGUCCGGUUUUCAUUCUCAAAUACAAAUGGAGAGCUGGAAAUGCGACACGAGGGGGGAAAACCAAACUUGGCACGGACGGAUUUUUUUUAUUGUUAGCAGAUCCACCUAACAUCAGGUCGGUCCACGUAAACAACAGUAUGCUCACAGAGGGCUGAGACCAGGAUUCAAACCCAGGUUCGCGACGGUGCUUGUGUGGCACUCUGACACCCCCGUGCCCCCCCCGCCCCCCCUUCUUGCCCAGCUCGACGAUCCGUAGGUGAGUGUGACGGUGCGUGCUAGCGCCAGUCUCAGUACCUGGGGGCGAUCCGAACUCUCCGAACGGAGCGUGACCGCCUCUGACUUUUAUCGCGUAAAAUUCUGUCGCGGAGAAUUUGAAGACUCGUUUAUUUAAAAGGACACGCGUUGAAAAAAAAGCAGCUUUUGUAAGUGAAUAUAUUUUUUCCCAAUGCAUUUCAAUUGUUUAGAAAUGUGCUUAAUUACUUCGUUGUAAAGGCAUUUGCUAAAAUGGGACAGUCUAUUUAUCACUUGACUGACAAGGUGUCACCAUCACCAUUGACAAAUGAAAAAUGUUACACGAGCAGAAAUAAAAAACAAACGUUUACCUGUGUCAUUAACGCAGCCUUGCAAUGGACUCAAACUGGAUAAAGCGUUUUGACAUGCAGCUUCAUUCAAAUGUUAUACAAAUAGAAAUCGUAUCAAUUAUUACACGUACAGGAUAUUGUAAUUAAAGCGCCUCUGUUUGAGACCACGAAUACAGCAUUAUUGGAGGGGUGGUGCCAUCCCGUGGUUGACGGGGGCCCUGUACAAUUUUUCUGCCUCUUCAUCGUCUGGGCAGCUGUGGGCCCCUUCUGGCACGUGGGGGGUGCAGUUGUACGGCCCGCACACUGGGUAGCUUCAGUUUUUGUUGUUAAAUAAUAGAUUGACGUUCCAGGCAGAGCAAUAAGAGAGCGAGAGAUAGAGCGAGAAAAGAGCACUCGUGAUUAUGAUGACGAUGGUGGUGGUGGCUUUAUUUUCAGUCCGAUUGCACUUGCAUUCCAAUGAGUUUUGUUUACCUUUUAACCUGUUCGCGCGUUAAUAAUUGUUAUUUAUGCUAGACUUUAAACCGGUUGAAGCUUUGAAAAGUAAAAUGUUGAUGGGGAGCAACAGAGGCUUUAGAUGUGAAAGCCGAGAAAAAUGCUCUACAGAGUGCAGUUUGCUCCUAAGCAGCUGUCUAAUUUCUCACUCGGUAUUUUUUCCGGAACGCUGCGAGGCUCCGAGUAGUUGCUUAUAGGCAUAAGGCACUACCACUACACCACCAAGACACGCCUCUCCAUCAUACUAUAUUGUUGUACCAUGUGUUCCUAUCAUCCUGUGGAGACAGUAAGGUGAGAUGGAUGUGGCGUGCGACCAUUUAAGCCGCGUUCCGGAAUCUUCAGGCUGAGAUUAGGCACCGCUUUUAAACCUCUGGUGUGUUUUUGUUGUUGUCGCCAAUGUAUACAACUUAUAUUACUUUUUUGCGCGCUUCGCGGUUCCACUUGAUGACGGUUUGCUAUGAAUGUGUGCAAUCCACAGCAAACAAUAAAACAAACAAGCAUCUUGUUUAAACGA